Molecule: messenger RNA, 2642 nt
Organism: Hyphopichia burtonii NRRL Y-1933
Lineage: Eukaryota; Fungi; Ascomycota; Pichiomycetes; Serinales; Debaryomycetaceae
Gene: CDC47
Product: DNA replication licensing factor MCM7
Exons: 1
Coding region: 172-2556 (794 amino acids)
Biological process (GO): double-strand break repair via break-induced replication; DNA strand elongation involved in DNA replication; DNA replication
Cellular component (GO): MCM complex; nucleus
Molecular function (GO): ATP hydrolysis activity; single-stranded DNA binding; single-stranded DNA helicase activity
Source: RefSeq, a predicted model, not a curated record
CUUUUCUUCAAUUCAAAGGACCAGUUUGACCGUUUAGCAUCCCCUGACAGGCCUAUCCACUGACCAGCUUAUCCAGAUCAAUCAAUUCGCUUUUUUGUUCAGUCUUGUCAAAUAAGAAACCAAAUUUAAAAUUGAAGUUGUGAAGGUCAAAUCCAAGGAAAUAUUCUCAUCAUGGCUACUACAACUACGGUAUUACCAACAAUCCAGCUCAAUGUCAAUUACCAGGAUAUCAAGGCGCAAAUCCAUGACUUCAUGACCCAUUUCAAGUCAGGGUCGCUUGACACCGAUGUUGAUAUGGACUUAGACCAUGAAGAAAUACAAGGAGGUAUCAAAUAUAUGAAACUUUUAGAAAAAGUUGCCAAUCGUGAAACCAAUACUAUUCAUAUUGAAUUGGACGAUAUAAAAGCAUACGAAGAGAACCAGAACGCCGGGUUUCAAUCCCAGAGUCAACUGGGAUUCAACGAAUCAUUGGUUGGUAAAAUCAUCAAGAACACUCAUAGAUUUAUUGAAGUUUUCAGUGAUGUGAUUGAUCAAUUAAUGCCCGAGAAAUCUCGUGAUAUUACUUUUGAAGAUGAUGUAUUGGAUGUUAUUUUACAUCAAAGAAAAAUGAGAAAUUUGAAAAUGCAACAACAAAAUGAUGAUGAAGUUAAUAAUUUAAGAGAAGGCUUUGGUGCUCAAGAUAAUUUAAAUGAUAAUGAAAUUACCGCUCAAAAUUUAUUCCCUCCUAAAUUAACUCGUCGUUAUACAUUAUAUUUCAAACCUUUAACUCAACCUUAUCGUGGUCUUGGUAAACCUUUGGCCGUUAGAGAUGUUAAAGGUAGUUACGUGGGGCAUUUCAUCACAGUUAGAGGUAUUGUUACUAGAGUUACUGAUGUUAAACCUUCGGUUUUAGUUAACGCUUAUACUUGUGAUAGAUGUGGUUAUGAAAUUUUCCAAGAAGUUAACUCAAAAGUCUUCACUCCUUUAACUGAUUGUAAUUCAGAAAUUUGUAAAGAUGAUCAACAAAAGGGUCAAUUAUUCAUGUCAACAAGAGCCUCUAAGUUUUCUUCAUUUCAAGAAGUCAAAAUUCAAGAAUUAGCAAAUCAAGUUCCUGUGGGUCAUAUUCCUAGAUCUUUAUCGAUUCAUGUUAAUGGUACUUUAGUUAGAUCAAUGAAUCCAGGUGAUGUUGUUGAUGUUUCUGGUAUCUUUAUGCCUUCUCCUUAUACUGGAUUUAAAGCUUUAAAAGCUGGUUUAUUAACUGAAACUUAUUUGGAAACCCAAUAUGUUCGUCAACAUAAAAAACAGUACGAGUCUUUGGAAAUUAAUCAAGAUGUUCACGAUAAAAUUAUGAAUUUAUUCAAUCAAGGUGAUAUCUAUAAUAAAUUAGCUAAAUCUAUUGCUCCAGAAAUUUUUGGUCACUUAGAUAUUAAAAAAAUUUUAUUAUUACUUUUAUGUGGUGGUGUUACAAAAGAAAUUGGGGAUGGUUUAAAAAUUCGUGGUGAUAUAAAUGUUUGUCUUAUGGGUGAUCCUGGGGUUGCCAAAUCUCAAUUAUUAAAAGCAAUUGGUAAAAUUGCUCCUAGAUCUGUUUAUACUACUGGUAGAGGUUCGUCAGGUGUUGGUUUAACCGCUGCAGUUAUGAGAGAUCCAGUUACUGAUGAAAUGGUAUUAGAAGGAGGUGCUUUAGUCUUAGCUGAUAAUGGUAUUUGUUGUAUUGAUGAAUUUGAUAAAAUGGAAGAAUCUGAUAGAACAGCUAUUCAUGAAGUUAUGGAACAGCAAUCUAUUUCUAUUUCAAAAGCUGGUAUUAAUACCACUUUAAAUGCAAGAACUUCUAUUUUAGCAGCCGCUAAUCCUUUAUAUGGUAGAUAUAAUACUAGAUUAUCUCCUCACGAAAACAUUAAUUUACCAGCAGCACUUUUAUCAAGAUUUGAUAUAAUGUUCCUUAUAUUGGAUCAACCUUCAAGAGAAAAUGAUGAAGAUUUAGCAUCACAUGUUGCCUAUGUUCAUAUGUAUAACAAACAACCAGAAAUGAGUUUUGAACCAAUAGAUUCUCAAACCAUUAGACAAUAUAUUUCAGUGGCUAGAACUUAUAGGCCAACUGUUCCCAAAGAAGUUGGUGACUACGUUGUUCAAUCAUAUAUCAAUAUGAGAAAAGAAUCUCAUAGAAAUGAAGGAUCCGUCAAGAAAUUUGCCCAUAUUACUCCAAGAACCUUAUUAGGUAUUUUGAGAUUAUCACAAGCAUUAGCAAGAUUAUCUUUUACUAAUACUGUUACUGCAGAACAUGUUGACGAAGCUUUAAGAUUACUUGAAGUUUCCAAAUCAUCAUUAUACGCCGACGAAGAUACGAUCCACGAAGAUGAAUCAGCCACUUCUAGAAUUUACCAAAUCAUUAAGAGCAUGGCUGGUGAUGGAUUCGACGAAAUCACUAAUUUAUCGCUUGCUGACGUCAGAGAAAGAGUUAUCGCUAAAGGUUAUACUUUACGUCAAUUACAACUGUGUCUUGACGAAUACAACCAAAUGGGUACUAUGCAAAUAGCCGAUGAUACUUUAAUUCUUGUUGAUAUGUCUGAUGCUUAUUAAUUUUCCUUGAUAAUAAUAUCAAUCUGUAUUUUUAGAAUCCUUUCAAUUCAAUAGUUUGUAAUUGUCCUUGAUUAGUUUGUUUUGCC